UGCACUUUGAAUAGGCCAUGUGACACCUGAGCGAUGCGAGACAAAACAUUUCGUCAGUCACUCAAAGAGUUUGUGACUACGGCGCGAAAAUCACGAUCACUGCACCAAAAUUACUUCCACACGAAUGAUCUUACAAAAGCCACACCCAAGUCAACCGGAUUUGCAUGAAGAUGAUUUCGGCUGCUCAUGCGAUUCAACUUAAGCAUCUUGUUGAGGAAAAUUAUGCAAGGAAUUAAUCAGGAAUACCUCCUUGGGCGAAUGUGCAGUCAAGGAUUGGUUUUCCGAUGCGAGGACUGCGGUUGUUGAGUCGAUCUUUGGUUGACAUUUAUGUUGAAGUUGCCGUCGUGGUUCAAGUCAACUGUAAAUAAGACUCGGGGUUUCCGCAGACGUGCGCUGCUGCUUUGCUUGAUUGUCGUAGCUGGAAUCGUUUAUUACGACUUGAAUCAAGAUCAUGACAACGACGAUAUUCCUCUUGGAAAGCGCAUGACGCGUCACGUGUUCACAGUAGAGGAGAUUCUACAAUUCCCGGGUGAUUACCACACCAAAGGCGUGCUUUCGCUUCCUUAUGGAGACAUUGUGGAGCCUUUUGAGGCUUGGUACUCCAAAACGAAAAAGAUGAGCAGGAUUGAUUACUAUAAUGGUAAGUUGAACUGUGCAAUAUUUUACAAGCGUUGGAGAAAUUGUGUUUCGGCUGCAAUGGACUUGGGGGCACAUGGAUAGUAGGGAUGGUCGGAACGUUUAUGUAACCCCUCCCCCACCUCCGUCACACACCUUUGUUGCACGAGUAACAUUCAGACCCGGGCUGGCUUAAGUGGGUCAAGUUUGUUGUAAGUUGGCUUUCUCUUUGCUUUCAUUGGUACGGCGGAUUUUCUCCCUCCAUGCCUGAAAAUGCUAGAUUGCAGAAUACCGGGCCACUCAUUUGCAUCUCAUUGAAUUUGAAUGGUUCCUUUUGUUUCUGUAUGCCUCGCUCUUAGAAGCUUUAGGAGAUAUAUUAACAAGUGGCCCGGUAUAGCAAAACCGCUCCGCGUUUUUUUUCUCUCCUCUAUAUAAUCUCAUGUUUAAAUAGACCAUAUUCGAAUUCCCGGUAUUGAACUGG
This is a messenger RNA of Orbicella faveolata, 1096 nucleotides long. RefSeq names its product counting factor associated protein D-like. The record is from RefSeq and is a predicted model, not a curated record. Gene Ontology annotation, molecular function: cysteine-type peptidase activity. NCBI's taxonomy places the organism in Eukaryota, Metazoa, Cnidaria, Anthozoa, Scleractinia, Merulinidae. Gene Ontology annotation, biological process: proteolysis.